Messenger RNA from Fundulus heteroclitus (mummichog), 3669 nucleotides. It is a transcript of the gene mis18bp1, whose product is annotated as MIS18 binding protein 1. The record is from RefSeq and is a predicted model, not a curated record. The coding region runs from base 106 to 2955 and encodes 949 amino acids. The transcript has 15 exons. Lineage: Eukaryota; Metazoa; Chordata; Actinopteri; Cyprinodontiformes; Fundulidae.
UUGACCAAAGAGGGCGGGAUUUAUAUUUUUGAAAAGUAGCGGUGCUACUGUUACCCAACAUGUCUGUUUUUUUAUUCUAAUCUGGUAAAGUAAUCGCGCUGGAUUAUGGCGUCGUGUGGUUUACUGAACCGCGGGGAUCCCUGCUUCCUGUCUCCCGCGAAGGCGUUUGCGAGGCUGCGGUCCAACGUCCCGAAGGAGCCGGUUUGUAACGUCAAGGAGCGGAACGGAAACGGCGUUAGAACGCGAUCUAAAGCCACAGCGGGCCGUGUCUGCGGGGCCGGCGGCCCGGCCUUCAACCCGAACCCGGCGGCUUUCUGCCGGGGCGGAGAGCAGAAGGAGAACGACAGGUUCGCGUCUCCCGAAGCCAAAGCGCAGGGGCCGCUUCGGUCGCCCAGCGCCGAGGAAACCUUCGGCUGUUUAUUCUCCUCCACCGUUCUGGGACAUCUGGGCGAACAGUUCCCAGUGGGCGGAUCCACGCGGAGACACCGAGCCCCCACGGAGUCCGCGUCCCAGCCCCUGCGUCGGCUCUACACAGAUCCCAGCACAGAAGACCCAGGGCCGCUGCAGGCCAACAGAAAACCUCGUGGGGACGGAGCUCAGAACAACACCGGCAGACAGGAUCCGGGCAGUGUUAGAGGUUUCCCCGGUGUUUGUCUGGAUCCGGCCUCCAUGCUGUCCCCCGCCAAGAUGUUUGCGCAAAUGAAGGAGAGGGAGAGUCUCCGGGGGCACCAGGGGAGUCCCACCGCCGGCAGGAGGCAGCUCUUUGCCCGGAAUGAGAGUACGUGGAACUUGGAGGAGUGCAGAGACACCGAUGUGUCCACAAUUUAUUCUAUGGAGCGCACGGUGGACCUUCCCGUAGCGAGCACUGUGAAACCCGUGAACCAGGACCAAUCAGAGCUGCCAGAGAGAGCCAGAGGAGCCUCUGAGGAUAUUCUAACACCCGCUUCACCGUCACCAGUGGCUCCGCUGGAGGACUCGCUGCUGCUCAGCACCCCGCAUGUUUCCAUACCGAAGAAAAAUAAGUCUGUGUUCAGACGCAACUCUUCCCCCAAGAUAAAGAAAUUCCCGUCUGAGAGUGUGAUUCACCUCAGAAAGUGGUUCCUGAGGAGGAAUAAUCGGGGUCUGUUCGUCGAUGGGAUCCAUGUAGAGAAGAACGUGCCGUGGAACAGUAAUAUCAUCACAGAGAGGAUUUCCCGUUCUGCGCUGAUGACCGUCUCUGGCAGGGUGUACAUCUUAGUCGGAGGCAUGAAAGUCAAACUCGCCACCGAUUUCCCAAUGUCGUUUCUGAAGAAGUUUUUGAGAGGCUUCCCUUUAAACUGGAAGACGCUUUAUGAGACGUUCCUGACAAAAGACAGGCAGGAGAGGAAGAACAACGAUACAGGAAGAACAAGGAUACAGUCUGUAAAAACACCCGAUACAUCUCUUCCCGCCUCCUGCUCCUUCCUGAACGUGACCCGAAGUGGUCGUGUGAUCAAGCCCCCUCUGGAGUAUUGGAAAGGAGGGAGAGUCAUCGUCGAUGCUCAGAUGAACGUCACCGUCCUCCAGAGUUACGAGACCCCCUGCCCCGAUCUCUCAACGUCUCUCUGUCCAAUGACGUCCGAGAAGGCGCCCCCCCUCUUCCUCCCCGGCAGUGACGGUUUGAGUCAACAUGAUUCACUUCCACACGAGGAAUGCUCGGUACCAGUGAGGAGAGUAAAGGCAGACCGGAAACAGAUCAGAGCUCAGGCUAAUCGGUACCAGAAAACAGCCAAUUUAACUACAGAGACGGCUAAAAGCCCCGAAGAGGUUUCUGUUAAAACGAGAUCCAGUAGGCGCCGUCAGUGUUUGGACGUCGAUCCACAGAAACAAGGUGAACCUGAGAGGCCUCCUAGUCGGAGGUUAAAGAAAACCAGCAGUCCAACAGAGACUGUCAUAAAUCUCCCACAAUCUCCUCGUAGAUUGAGACGAGGCAGAGCAGGGCACGGCACAAAAGGUGCGGCAGCCCGUAACAAGUCAGAGCUGGAGCCGAACGUUUCAGCCAACCAGUCCCCAAAGGCCCUAACAAAGAACAGGAAAGAGCAAAAAAAUAACUCCAGAGUAGCAAAAAAGUCCGUAGCGCUAUCAUCCUCAGCAGCGAAGCCUUCGUCCCGGACGACGCAACCCGGCAAGAGAAGCCGCCCAAAAAGAGGGAGCGCCUCUCCUCCACACCAGACAGAUGAGGACAAGUGGACGAAGGAUGAGAUCCAGAAACUGCAAACGGCUGUGAGCUGCUAUCCCAAACACGCAGCUGGUUACUGGGCGAAGGUAGCCAGGUUUGUGGGGACACGGUCGGCUGAAGAGUGCUACAAGCAGCACACCUCCCAGGGAGCCACCCUGAGUCCUGGGAAAAGCACCAAGAAUAGCAGAAAGGUGAAAAAGGGGGAGGCGGCGGCAGCAGCGGCGGUGAAACCUGCAGAGGUUCCUGUGAUAUCGGCCAGGCCGGGGACGCUGAGGAGGAAGCAACAGGUGCAACAGUUCCUGGAGGCUCUGCCCAGAGAAGAUAUGGACGACGCCUUCAGCUCGGAGUAUAUGAAGAACAAGCGCAUGGAGAUCCCCUCCUUGUGUUCGAGUGAAGAUCUGGAUUUGGCGCUGUCAGACCUGGAGCCUCAGACCCCGGAGUCUUCGGAUUUCCUCGAAGUGAAGACGCCUCAGUGUUUGCACAUAACCCCCGGCAUGAUUGGCUCUCCCAGCACACACACUGACAACAAGUACGUCUUCCAGCUGCAGAAGAGGAUGAGAAAGAAUCGGUUUGAUGUCUGCAAAACCUCGUCGUCUUCAAAGAAGUUCAAAAUCACGCCAUCGGUUAGGCGAACCGUGCGAAGAUGCAUUAACACAGCAGAAAAUGAUGCCUUUGUCAUCCAUGAGAUGGUCCCCGAAAACAGCAGCGAGCUGUACGACAGCGACGAGGAAGAAGACUUUUACUUCUCAGACAGCUAGUGUGGAUUUACAGGGAAAAAAAAGUCUUAUUUGUAGUUGAAAUUUCUCUCAGGAAACCAAGAAAAAGAAAAUUUUUAACCUUCUGGACUCCUGCCUGUGAAAUGCAUCCAGUCGGAUGGUUGCAGAUCUGAAAAGAGCACAACGGUGAUCCUCUGGACUUCCUGUGGCUUCUGUAAAUAUCUCUUCUUUAAAGUCCCCUCAAUCAGUUGUAAUUUUUUUUUUUUUUUAAAUAAAAAUUUUUCUAUCCUUUUUAUAGGUUGAGGGGAAAUUGUGUAAAUAAACUCAUUACAUGGAUAUUUAGAAUAGGUUCUUUUUUAAUCAUCUUUUUUUAGGUACGUGUCUGUAGUUGCAUCUGUCCGUUUAAAGAUCUGUUUCGAUAUUUUAUGGAUCUUUCUCUGUUGGUCUGUCUCAGUCGAACAUGAUGUAUGAAUUUAAUCAGAAGUCCAACCAAAUAAGCAUUUGGUUAUCGCCCCUAUUUCCAACAGUUCUUCAGAUCCAGCUGUGAACACUUAAGCCGAGUAAUGAAACUAAAGGGAACUGAUGGUAUUUUUAUAGCAGAGGAAAACAUUGUUUAGCGGGUCAGUUAAGACAAAUAUCUAAUUUAAACGUGAGCGCCUCGGCCCUGCACAGAAGUUCUGAGUAUGUUUACUGUUAUUUUUCAGAUUAUACCGCCAACAUGUAGUAGUCAAUAAGAAAUAAAGGAACUCUUUUUAA